ACCGAGAGCCGCGAGCUCUGUCCCGCGGAAAGGGCGCGGGCGGGUGUCCGCGAGGCGGGGCCGGCCCGAGCGCUGGGCGGGGCCGGGCUCCAAGCUCCCGGCAGCCCCGCUGUCCUGCCAGAGCGGGCUGGAGGGGAGCCGCGGCUGCAGCAUGGAGCGGAGCACGGGGCAGAGGGCGCCCGUCUUCGACCUGCCUAAGGUAGAACUUCAUGUCCACCUGGAUGGAGCCAUUAAGCCAGAAACAAUCUUAUACUUUGGCAAGAAAAGAGGAAUUCCGCUCCCUGGUGACACUGUUGAAGACCUCUUGCAGCAUGUCAGUUACACGGAGCCACUCACUCUCACCCAGUUUCUAGAAAAGUUUGCUCUCUACAUGCCUGCCAUUGCGGGGGACCGCGAUGCUGUGAGAAGAAUAGCCUAUGAGUUUGUAGAAAUGAAAGCGAAAGAAGGUGUCAUCUAUGUUGAGGUCAGGUACAGCCCUCACCUCCUAGCCAACUGCAAAGUUCAUCCUGUUCCAUGGGGCCAAGAAGAGGGCGACCUCACUCCGGAUGAAGUGGUUCACCUUGUUAAUCAGGGAUUACAGGAUGGAGAAAGGAAUUUCAACAUCAAAGCCAGGUCUAUUCUAUGCUGCAUGCGCCAUAUGCCAAGCUGGUCAUUGGAGGUGGUAGAGCUGUGUAAGAAAUACCAGAACAAUACGGUGGUAGCCAUAGACCUGGCUGGGGAUGAGUUGGUGUCUGAGACCUUCCCAGAGCAUAGGAAGGCUUAUGAGGAAGCUGAAAGAUGUGGCAUUCAUCGCACUGUCCACGCUGGGGAGGUUGGGGCACCGUCUGUCAUCAAGGAGGCAAUCAAUGUUCUGAAGACCGAGCGGAUUGGCCACGGCUACCAUGUCCUGGAAGACCCAGCCCUUUAUAGGGAGCUGUUGGGUAGGAAGAUGCAUUUUGAGGCCUGUCCUUGGUCCAGUAUCCUCACCGGAGCAUGUGAUCCAGAUUUUGGGAAACACCCAGUAAUUCAGUUUAUGAAUGAUAAAGCCAAUUACUCCCUGAACUCUGAUGACCCGCUCAUUUUUCAUUCUGCAAUUGAGACUGAUUACAAAAUAGCUAAGCAGUUCCUGGACUUCACUGAAGAGGAGUUCAAGAGAGUGAACAUCAACGCAGCUAAGUCCAGCUUCCUGCCUGAGAAAGAAAAGAACGAGCUUCUCAGUAAGCUGUAUGAAGCCUACGGGAUGGUCCCAAACAACCCAUCCUAAUCCUGCUUCUACCAGCCGGCAGGUUGCGUUCACCUCUCCCCAUGUGUGCUCGACUCCUCUUUGUUUUAGUGGGAGCAUUUGGGGAGGAGGUGCCAUGGUAUUACUUUGCUGACCUUUACAGUCCAAGGCAUACACUAUAAAGCAGUAUUUCCAUGGUUCCUACCUUAUAUACCUACAUACAGCACCCACAUACUAAAUAGAUAUCUGAUUUCCUAGAUUUCUGACUCACAAAUGUCCAGGUGGAGUUUUCUGGCAUAAUUCCAUUGUGGCUUAUGCCAGUUUUACAUCCUGGUGUAAAUGAGAGCAAAAUAAGGCCCUCUUUCUUUGUGGUGGUGGUGGUAACAUUUUGAUGUGACUUUUUGGUGCUCUAGUUCCCUUGCUGAUCUACCUUAAGUCCCUCUUUGCACUACAGAAGUAAUCAUGUUGAGCUGCGGCUGUGGUCAAACCAUGGUAGAAGACAGUUUUUUCCCCACCUUGCUCGUGUGCUUCAAACUGGGUGAAAUUGUUUCAGCAAAUAGUUUAUUUGCUGAAAAAUGCAGCUUUAAUCACCCCAGAGCCAUUCACGAAUUUCUCUUGCAUUUGCUGAAUACAAUCUGAAAAUGCCAGUGACCUAACUCAAAAUGUUUUGAAUUUGGCCAUUUGUCUAGUGUGCAGAGGCCGGGGAGGACCUCCCUUUUACAGGCUUUAGCCCAUUAGUUAGGGUACUGUCCUGGGGAGGGCUGCUCAGGCCUACUGAUAAGACCUGACUGGACCAGAACCCAAGCUGAGCACAGCUGACCUGAAAGUGUCAAGUCUUUUUCAGAACGGACCUCCUGAACCAAUCCCCACCUGCAUCAUCACCGCCACCACCUUGUUCUUAGGGCUCGGCCUGGUAGGAGUUUCCCACUCCCGACUCCUCCUCUCUGGCCACCUCGUGCCCAUGGUGGUGCCUGCGUGUCCCACUCUGCCAGCUGCCCCCACCUCGCUGCUCUGAGUGUGCUGCAAAGUGGGAGGUAUUGCAACUUGUCAGCAUGCUCAACCCAGAGGGUCAGGUUUUUUCAGAUCUGGCCCUGACACACCUACUCUUCUGGGAUAUGGGAGGCUCCAGUUCAGUUCCGCUCUCUGCCUGAUGAGGAAGAAAGAAUUGAACAUGGGUCUCACACAUUGCAGGAGACGGCCCUACCCACUGGGCUAGGGGAUAUUCUGGUGUGGGGCUUUCUCUGUUUUGCCUGUGAAAGCUGUUCUGUAUAUAAAUAAUUAAAUAGUUGUUAGAGCUGGGACUUCAGCUUGGGUCAACAUGCUAGGUGAGCGCACUAACAACCAGACUAUCAAGUCAUUUUCACUUUAUUCCUAGUCCAGUGACUCUUCAUUGACAUUCAAAGUGGCAGUUCAUAGUCAUUCAUAAAGACAUUGAAUGUAAGUGAGAAUGACUCUAUAUCCGGAUGGGUAGGGCACUUUGCUGCAGUGCAGGGAGACCUAUUCAAAUUCCUUUUCCACAUUUGACAGAGGGGGAACUGAACUCAGGUCUCACACCACUGGGCUAAAGAUAAUUGAGGUGGUCAUCCUCCCCCCAACCUCCACCCGGCAUUUCAUGAUUUCUUCUUUGCUUUUGACAGAUUCCCCAAAUUCAAAAAUGUCAUGUUGGAAUUAAACCUUUUGCUUCAACUUGACUUUUCAACUUUUUGAUUCACCAAAUUUUUUUUAAAAAUAUUUGUGUUCAGUUCAACCCAAAAUGAAUUUUUUUUUGAAUUUUCUCAGAAUGGCCAGUGAACUGAAAAAUCCAUUAUUCACCUAGUUGUAGUGUGCAUGUUAUAAUCAUACGAGAGAACCUGCUUCUGACACUGGUAGAUACCUAAAUAACUAGUUUAUUCUUGUUUGUAUGGCUAGCGUUAAAACACAGUUUGGCCAUAACUGUAUGUAAACAAAAUUUAUUUUGUAUUGUGAAUGGGGACUAAUAACAAGAUGGAAAAUGCAGCCGUGGUUGCACUUAGGCUUUCUGGUUGCAGAAAUAUAGGAACUUUUUUUUUUUAAUUUAACAAUUAUUUUGUACUUUUUUUCAUUUAUUUAAAAAACAAAAAAACCUGUGUCGCAAAACCUUAAAUCCUCAAAAUGUCACUGCAGAUGAGAGCAUAUAGCUCGGCUUCAGGACAGCUGGGGGUCUGUUUGGGGAGCCCAGAGACCUCCAGAGGUUUGCUGCAUGUACAUAUAAAGUUAGUGCACAUCUUUACAAUUUCAGGACAAAAUUCUCCUCUCAGAUUCUCCCCUCCAGCAUUCUGCACUUUGCAAGUGAGUCAAACUCCCAGGGGCUGAAUUUUGUUCUUACUUUAGUCUAUU
This is a messenger RNA of Chelonia mydas (Green sea turtle), 3556 nucleotides long. RefSeq names its product adenosine deaminase. The record is from RefSeq and is a predicted model, not a curated record. The transcript is spliced from 11 exons. Gene Ontology annotation, cellular component: external side of plasma membrane; cytosol. Gene Ontology annotation, molecular function: adenosine deaminase activity. The coding region runs from base 152 to 1243 and encodes 363 amino acids. Lineage: Eukaryota; Metazoa; Chordata; Testudines; Cheloniidae. Gene Ontology annotation, biological process: inosine biosynthetic process; T cell activation; purine ribonucleoside monophosphate biosynthetic process.